Solanum lycopersicum (tomato) is the source of this 617-nucleotide messenger RNA. Its product is annotated as mitochondrial import inner membrane translocase subunit TIM8. The record is from RefSeq and is a predicted model, not a curated record. NCBI's taxonomy places the organism in Eukaryota, Viridiplantae, Streptophyta, Magnoliopsida, Solanales, Solanaceae.
CUAUUUAAUUCUAGUUUAUCUUCUGGUUUAGGGUUUACGCAAAAAGUUCAAGCCGACAAAACUUCCGUUUAACCGGGAAAAUCACUAGACUUGCUCCGUCGAAGUCUCCAUGGAUCCUUCAUCUCUUCAGUCACCAGAAUUGCAGAAUUUUCUCAAUCAACAGAAGGAAAGGGCCAUGAUCAAUGAAAUGGUUGGAAAGCUUACAAGUGCUUGCUGGGAUAAAUGUAUCACUAGCACACCUGGAAGCAAGUUCAGCUCCAGUGAAUCUAAUUGUCUAUCUAACUGUGCGCAACGUUAUAUGGAAAUGAGCCUCAUGAUUGUCAAACGAUUUCAGAGCAUGCAGUGAAGAACGAUUUGCUGCAUAAUAUGCACACUUCCCAUUCCUUUGUGCCAAUGAAAACUAAAAUGUACACUGUUGUUUACUUGGUAGCCAUUACAAUUCGCACAAAGGUCUGUUCUCAAUAUAUUUAUUGAUGUUAGCAGAUGGUUGAUUUACGUAAUGGAUACUGUCUCUCGUUUGGGAUUUUUGUAAUGAGAUCAAUAAAUUGAUUAGUUAUGUAGUUUUUUGGGCAUGAAAUGUCCAAAACAUGAAUGGAGAAUCUUGAAUUUUGGAUGUC